Messenger RNA from Prosopis cineraria, 2178 nucleotides. Its product is annotated as choline/ethanolaminephosphotransferase 1-like. Lineage: Eukaryota; Viridiplantae; Streptophyta; Magnoliopsida; Fabales; Fabaceae. The record is from RefSeq and is a predicted model, not a curated record. Gene Ontology annotation, biological process: phospholipid biosynthetic process. The transcript has 19 exons. Gene Ontology annotation, molecular function: phosphotransferase activity, for other substituted phosphate groups. Bases 974 to 1999 code for a protein of 341 amino acids. Gene Ontology annotation, cellular component: membrane.
GGGAGAGAAGACAAUCUGAUUCAGCCUUUGUCGUUUCCUUCCUAUUGGAAUUUCCUUCCUCUGCAAAACUUCCCACUCUUGCCAUUUUCUCUAACCUCUACUUUCUGCGUUAUUCAAAUAGCGUAUCGUGCAAAUUUCUGUAUUGGUCGUGUCAUAUUAAUGUUUGUUGGAAGCUCAGCAGGUUGUGCCGACGGUUGAUUGGUCUCUGAAGGAAGCAAUUCCCCGUGAUUUACUGGAGACAAUGGGUUAUAUUGGGGCGCAUGGUGUAGCAGCUCUGCGUAGAUACAAAUAUAGUGGUGUAGAUCAUUCCUAUAUCGCCAAAUAUGUGCUUCAACCCUUCUGGACUCGCUUUGUUAAAAUUUUUCCUCUAUGGAUGCCGUGAGUACUUUCAUUUUCCCCACAAGGUUCUCUCCAUGUCAUCGCUUAAUGAUGCAUGAUAAUAACUUUCAUUUACCAGUAUAUCAUGAACAUCAUUGGGACUGAUUAAUUUUUGACAUUGAUAGUGUUUAGGCUUUUAGUGUUGUCAGUUUCAACUAAAGGCAUGCGGAGUAGCAUUAUCCUGUGUGUGAACCGAUUUUGGUUCAAUUUUUAUUAUUCAGAAUUUAUAUUGGAAUAACUGGACUAAUUUCGUUGCUUGUGUUCUCAACUUCUCUUAGAAGUGGGUUUAGGCUUGAAUUAGCCAUCAAUAACAGUUAAGAGAUUUUACUUUAAGUCCUACUAAGAACACUUGGAAAGGUACUGUACACUUGAAAGUGCUUCCCCUGGCCUUUGUGGCAGCAAGAUCAGAGGAAUUAACACCUCCAUUCCCUGGCUAUAUUAAAUAAAUGUUGUCAUUAUGUUACUUUGGUUAUGGUUUUUGUUUUUUAUAGUGCAUGUUUAACUAUUGUGUUCUGAAUUGAACUAACUUCUCUACUUUUAUCUUUCUACCAUCUGUUGGCAUCUUGGCCUUCUGGAAUCCUUUUGCAGUCCGAACAUGAUAACUCUUACAGGAUUCAUGUUCUUAGUCCUGUCUGCUCUACUUGGCUAUAUUUACUCACCUCGUUUGGACUCACCUCCACCAAGAUGGGUUCACUUAGCUCAUGGAUUGCUUCUGUUUUUAUACCAGACGUUUGAUGCUGUUGAUGGGAAGCAAGCUCGACGAACUAACUCUUCUAGCCCAUUGGGUGAAUUAUUUGAUCAUGGAUGUGAUGCCCUUGCUUGCACGUUUGAAUCAUUGGCUUUUGGGAGCUCCGUGAUGUGUGGAAGAGAUACUUUCUGGUGGUGGUUAAUAUCUGCAAUCCCAUUUUAUGGUGCAACUUGGGAACACUAUUUCACUAAUUGCCUUAUCCUUCCGGUUGUUAAUGGUCCUACAGAGGGUCUUAUGAUAAUAUACCUCCUCCACUUUUUUACCGCUUUAGUUGGUGCUCGGUGGUGGGCUCAACAGUUGGUAAAAUCCAUGCCCUUUUUAAGCUGGGUACCGUUUCUAGAGGGAAUUCCAACAUACAGUGCUGUCUUGUAUUUUGUGAUAAUUUCUGGUGUUAUACCAACAGUCGCGUUUAAUAUUCACAAUGUUUAUAAAAUUGUUCGAGCCAAAAAGCAAAGAAUGCGGGUUGCAUUGGCAAUGCUUUAUCCAUUUGUUUUACUCAUUGGAGGAGUUCUUUUGUGGGAUUAUUUGUCACCAUCUGAUAUCCUAGGGGACUACCCACAUUUAGUUGUUCUAGGAGCAGGACUUGCUUUUGGGUUUCUUGUGGGAAGGAUGAUUUUGUCUCACUUGUGUGAUGAACCCAAGGGCUUAAAGACUGGAAUGUGCAUGUCGUUGCUGUAUCUCCCAUUGGCCAUUGCUAAUGCACUUUCGUCAAGGCUGAAUGAUGGGGUUCCUUUAGUAAAUGAGAGAUUAGUUCUUCUUGGUUUUUGUGCAUAUUCAGUGAUUAUUUAUAUGCACUUUGCCACGUCUGUCAUUCAUGAGAUUACAGCUGCCUUGGGAAUAUGCUGCUUCAGGAUAACUAGGAAAGAAGCUUAAAUAGUUAAAUUUGCUAAUGUUUUACUUCUUGGAGACAAAGUGAAACAAAAUAGUGUCAGGGUUAUGGUCAAUGUAUUUUUUGCUAUAUUGACAAUUUGGAAAACUUGUAGAGGAUUUGAAUCAUAUAUAUGUACUUAAAAUUGAUAUUUUUUUUAGAUGCAUGGGAUAUUUUGUUGUUC